CAGCUGUGCCGGCCCUGUGGUUCCUUAAUGGGGCAGAGCAAUGGUGGCCUUUGCAGGAUUCAUCUCCGCCGCAUUCGCCGUCCUCUUCUUCGGCAGCAACUACACCGAUUCGGCCUUGGCUUCUUCUCAUGGGCGCCAGUUGUAGCGAAGUUAUGCCAUGCUGUGCUUGGGCAUCUGGGUCACCGGGUUGGUCGUGCUGGUCAUGCGGGGCAGCCCUGCCUUCUAUCCCGUGGCGAUGUGCGGCGGAGUCCUCUGGGGCACCGGGAACUGUAUGUCAGCCUACAUCAUACGCCGCACUGGCCUUGGUUUAGGACUCGUCACCUGGGGCUCCACUGCUCUGAUCAUCGGCUGGCUCACCGGCUUCUUUGGGCUCUUUGGCUUACCCAGCGAGCAGCGAUGCCUGGACCAGCCUUGGCUCAAUGUGGUUGGCUUUGGAUUGGCAAUCGCCGCGCUGGGAACCAGCACCCUCAUCAGGAAGACCCCAGCUCAGAAGCUCCCCGGCGGGAAGGAGGAGCCCAAAGAACUCGAGGCCAGCUCCUGGGAGAGAACCAAGGGGAUUCUGGCAAGCUUGUCUGCCGGAACUUGCUAUGGCUUCAAUUUCUUGCCAUCGACCUGGAUCCAACACCACGUGACCGAUUCCUCCAAGGAGGGCUUGGACUACGUCUUCAACCAGUUCUGUGGCAUUACAUUUGCCUCCAUUGUGUACUUCAUGGUAUAUUGCCUUUGGAAAGGGAACAAGCCACAAGUGAAUCCGGAAAUUUUCCUGCCCGGCUUCGUUUCAGGAGUGAUGUGGGGCAUAGCGCAGUCUUUCUACUUUAUAGCUAAUGUAGAAUUAGGCUACUCAGCCGCGUUUCCAAUCAUGUCAAUCGGCCCUGGCGUCAUUGGAUCUAUGUGGUCUGUAUUCGUGUUCAAGGACAUCCAAGGCCGAAGGAACCAUGUGCUGCUGGCAUUGUACUUCAAGCUGGCCAUCGCAUCCUGCAUAUGCAUCGUGGUGUCCAGAAAAGCUUCCGGCACCUGUGAUUAGCAAGAUGGAGGUUUGCGUCCUGCACACUUCAAUUUGGCAAAUGGCAGGAAUUGCCUGUCACUGCAAUUUUUGGAACCGAAGUGUCAGUUCCGAAUUAGAAGUUUUGUGAAGGCUGCAGCAUUUGGCUGACAUCUUCCAACGAGCUUAUGGUGAAGCCAAGCUCGUUCAUAAUUUCGAGCCUGGUGCUGUUUUGCAAGGGGGGGUGAGUUACGAAGGCCUGCCUAAAAAACAACUGGCCCGCGU
Effrenium voratum is the source of this 1267-nucleotide messenger RNA. The record is from the annotation of a GenBank genome assembly. Lineage: Eukaryota; Dinophyceae; Suessiales; Symbiodiniaceae.